CUGACAUGUCACUCUAUCUAUAACUGUGUUUACAUAUCGAUUUUACGUAUUACACAGAUUUUACAACAAUAAUCACACAAAAUCCGUUCUAAAUGCGGUAGCCGGCUCAAAAUGUUGAAAAGCUUGAAGCAGGAAAGUGCGGAGGAGCUGCUAGCUUGCCGCAUAUGUCUCGCGACGGACACUCAUUUGUAUGGGAUUUUGGAGCACCGAUUGGAAAAUGCUUUCAUUGAUAUUACAGGCACUACCCUGUCGGCAUGGGACGGCUACCCGCAGCACAUCUGCGUGGCGUGCCGCGCGCUGCUGCGCCGCGCGAGCGACCUGCGCGCCCGCUCCCGCCGCGCGCAGCGGGCACUCAAGAGGAUCCUCAUGCUACAACAUACUAUAACGACAGACUACAUUCGUACAGUGGACCGUAUAGCUGAGGGCCUAAGUCUGCCUCUCUCCAUCUCUGUCUGUCCUGAGCCUGUACUCUUCCAACAUGAUGACAACGACGAUCUUAUAAAAGAGGAGAUCCCCCUUCUCUCCCCCUCCCCGCUCCCGUCCCUCCCCUCCCUCCCCUCCCCCAAAGACAUCAUAGUGAAGGACGAGCUGGCUUGCGAGUACGAGUCCAACGACGACGUCGCUCUCAGCGAGCUGCAGGAGAGACCCGGGGAGCACAAGGGGAAGAGGAAAAAGGUUAUGAGGAAGUCGAAGGUUAGUCGUCUCUCUCUGGUCGUCUAUAUGAAGGACGAGCUGGCUUGCGAGUACGAGUCCAACGACGACGUCGCUCUCAGCGAGCUGCAGGAGAGACCCGGGGAGCACAAGGGGAAGAGGAAAAAGGUUAUGAGGAAGUCGAAGGUUAGUCGUCUCUCUCUGGUCGUCUACAUGAAGGACGAGCUGGCUUGCGAGUACGAGUCCAACGACGACGUCGCUCUCAGCGAGCUGCAGGAGAGACCCGGGGAGCACAAGGGGAAGAGGAAAAAGGUUAUGAGGAAAUCGAAGGUGAGUCGUCUCUCUCUGGUCGUCUAUAUGAAGGACGAGCUGGCUUGCGAGUACGAGUCCAACGACGACGUCGCUCUCAGCGAGCUGCAGGAGAGACCCGGGGAGCACAAGGGGAAGAGGAAAAAGGUUAUGAGGAAAUCGAAGGUGAGUCGUCUCUCUCUGGUCGUCUAUAUGAAGGACGAGCUGGCUUGCGAGUACGAGUCCAACGAUGACGUCGCUCUCAGCGAGCUGCAGGAGAGACCCGGGGAGCACAAGGGGAAGAGGAAAAAGGUUAUGAGGAAAUCGAAGACGAAAAAAACAAAGUCUGAGAAAGUGAAGAGCAGAGAACGGAAAAAGACUGAGAAGAUUCGGGAUGAAGACUUCCCCGCGUUCGAGAAGGAAUACAACUUCGAUGUCGUCAUACUGUCCAGGGAACAACAGAUUGAAGACAUGGCGUCGCGGAAAGAGAAGGACAACUACAUGAACUCUCAGUUCAAAUGCGAGAAAUGUUUCAAGGGGUUCUACACCGAGGCGACACUCGCCAACCACGACUCCAAACAUCACGACGAGACUGUGGGUCCGCACUCGUGCGAGCUCUGCCUGUGCCGGUUCCGUAUCCCCGCCAUCCUGCGGCGCCACCUCGCCACGCACCGGCUACGGUUCGUGUGCCAGCACUGCGGCUUCACCGCCAGGGACAGGUAUUGUUACUAA
Molecule: messenger RNA, 1671 nt
Organism: Cydia amplana
Lineage: Eukaryota; Metazoa; Arthropoda; Insecta; Lepidoptera; Tortricidae
Product: zinc finger protein 652-like
Exons: 11
Coding region: 112-1671 (519 amino acids)
Cellular component (GO): nucleus
Molecular function (GO): zinc ion binding
Source: RefSeq, a predicted model, not a curated record